Eimeria mitis is the source of this 597-nucleotide messenger RNA. RefSeq lists its product as uncharacterized. The transcript is spliced from 3 exons. NCBI's taxonomy places the organism in Eukaryota, Apicomplexa, Conoidasida, Eucoccidiorida, Eimeriidae. The record is from RefSeq and is a predicted model, not a curated record. The coding region runs from base 1 to 597 and encodes 198 amino acids.
AUGACCUUGGGGACUUGCUGGAGCAGCAGCAGAAAGCAGCAGCAGCAGCAGCAGGAGCAGCAGCUACUGCAGCAGCAUCACCAGGAGCAGAUACUGCAGCAGCAGCACCAGCAGCAGCUACUGCAGCAGGAGUACCAGCAGCAGCUACUGCAGCAGGAGUACCAGCAGCAGCUGCUGCAGCAGGAGUACCAGCAGCAACUACUGCAGCAGCAGCAGCUGCUGCUACUACAGCAGGAAUACCAGCAGCAGCUAGCGCACCAGCAGCAGCUAGCGCAGCAGCAGCAGCUGCUGCUACUGCAGCAGGAGCACCAGCAGCAGCUACUGCAGCAACAGUACCCGCAAAACGCGUUCGUGCAACAGCAGCAGCAUCAUCCCCAGCAGCAGCAGCAGCAGCAGCAGCAGCAGCGAGAAGUGUUGGUGCUGCAGCAACGGCGGAGAAGGGGACCCCUACAGCAGCAGCAGCUUCAUCAGCAGCAGCAGCAGCAGCAGCAGCAGCAACGCCGACAGCUGCAGCAACUCACAGAGCAGCAGACGCAACUGCAGCAACAGCAGCUUCAGCAGAAGCUGCUGCGCCAGCAACCACUGCAGCAGCCAUAG